Molecule: messenger RNA, 624 nt
Organism: Lathyrus sativus (Indian pea)
Lineage: Eukaryota; Viridiplantae; Streptophyta; Magnoliopsida; Fabales; Fabaceae
Source: the annotation of a GenBank genome assembly
AUGCCUUCACCAGUUCAGUUUCAAAGAUACAACACUAACAACACCGAAAUGGUCACCGUUAAUGCAAUUGCUAACGGCGUCAACUGUCCAAAACAAGGUCGUUAUGUUUUAACGGCUUUAAAACUAACCGUACCAGAAACGGUUACGAACCACCACAACGCGCAUAUCGUGGAACCAAACCAGUGCUAUUCCGUUGUGAUCCAAACGAUCAACGCCUCCGUUUCAACCGUUUGGUCCGUGGUUCGACGAUUCGACAAUCCGCAAGGAUACAAGCACUUUGUGAAAAGCUGUAACGUGGUCGCCGGUGACGGCAUUCGCGUCGGCGCUUUACGUGAGGUUCGAUUGGUUUCUGGACUUCCCGCGGUGUCGAGUACAGAGAGGCUAGAUAUACUUGAUGAAGAACGGCAUGUUAUCAGUUUCAGUGUUGUUGGUGGAAUUCAUAGGCUGAGGAAUUACCGAUCGGUGACGACGCUGCACGGUGACGGUAACGGAGGGACGGUGGUUAUUGAAUCGUAUGUCGUUGAUGUACCGCAUGGGAACACGAAGGAAGAGACGUGUAGUUUUGUUGAUACGAUUGUACGGUGUAAUUUGCAGUCGUUGGCUCAGAUCGCAGAGAAACUCUGA